AUGGCCGCCGACGUGUUCAUGCGGCCGGCGCGGCUGCUCGGGGCGGCGGGGCCGCUGUCCCCCCGCACGGAGCCCGACGAGGACUCGUCGGACACGGACGAUGGCGGAGCGUCGCCGGGCGGGGGGCGGCGGUGCGGGCCGCGGCGGGGGCAGCCCCCGGGCCCGCAGAUCAUCCACUCGGGGCACUUCAUGGUCUCGUCGCCGCACAGCGAGCACCCGCCCAAGAAGGGCUACGACUUCGACACGGUCAACGAGCAGACCUGCCAGACCUACCAGUUCGGGGCGGCCCGCGGCGGCGGCGGCGCCGGCGGCCGCCUCAGCAUCGACGCGUCCCUCACGAAGCUGUUCGAGUGCAUGUCCCUGGCCUACAGUGGAAGGUUGGUUUCACCAAAAUGGAAAAAUUUUAAGGGACUGAAGCUUCAGUGGAGAGAUAAAAUCCGUCUCAAUAACGCCAUCUGGAGGGCCUGGUACAUGCAGUACCUGGAGAAGCGCAAGAACCCCGUGUGCCACUUUGUGACCCCUCUGGACGGCUCCGUGGACGUCGACGAGCACCGGCGGCCUGAGGCCAUUGCAACAGAGGGGAAGUACUGGAAACGAAGAAUUGAAAUAGUCAUUAGGGAAUACCACAAGUGGAGAACAUACUUCAAGAAAAGGUUACAGAAACACAAAGAUGAAGAUCUUUCAAGUUUGGUCAGGGAUGAUGAUGUGGUUCUCUGGCAAAAGAGAAGGUAUGGCAGAGAAACCCCUGUGCCCAUGGAGGAAGGCAGCCUGCUGGAUGCAGACAUGCUCAUGUCCGAGUUCACCGACACCCUGUUCUCCACGCUCUCUUCACAUCAGCUGGUUUCCUGGCCAAACUCCAGGGACAUAGGACACUUAGGAAAUGCUGACAUGAUUCAACCAGGGCUUAUUCCUCUCCAACCAAAUUUUGAUUUUAUGGAUACUUUUGAGCCUUUUCAGGAAUUAUUCACACCCAGUCGCUCCAGUAAUUAUUUCCCUUCCGUGUCUGCUGUCAGCUCAGCUACCACAGACAGCAGCAGCCACUCGUCCCAGUCUCCUGUCCUGCCGUCGGGUUCGCUGCCCAGCACGCUUCCAGCAGGGAACAUCAGCGAUGGACUGAUUCCUUCCUCAGUACCUGCUCCUGUCAUUCCUGACGUCGUUGCUGACCAGUGUUCCAGCAUUAGAAGUGGGGGAUCUUUCAUCCAGCCAGCAGACUUCCCUCCUGACUCGUCUCUCAGCGGGCCACAAACUUUCAUGUCGGUGUUCCAGACGCCGCUGCCGCUGCUGCAGCCCCCGAGCGCCCAGCAGCCGCCCCCGCUGCCCGCGGUGCCGCUCGGCUCCAGCCUGAGCCCCGCCCCCGCCGCCUUCGCCGCUCCAGAAACGCCCAAGUUCGGCCUCUGCGAGUCCUCGGUCAUCACUCACACGGCCUCUGCCACGCUGACCCACAACGCCCCUGCCACCACCUUCAGCCAGAGCCAGAGCCAGAGCCUGGUGCUGGCCACGCAGCAGCCGGGGGCAGGAGUGCCUUGUAACCUGGCCUUCCAGACUGCUGUUGUGCAGGGGCAGCCCCGGCCCCAGCUGCAGUCCCAGCUGACAUUUGCACUCCCCAAACCUGUUCCUCUGGCCAGUGCUGGGACAAGGCCCAAACAGUCACAAAAAAUAGUGCCUGCUCCGAAGCUUGAAACAGUGUCCUUAGUGGUAAAGAAUGCCUUCAUCACCCCAGCUGCCUUUCAGGGACAGUCCAGAGCUGUGAUUGUAACUCCAGCACCUUUAAAAAGAGAGGGGAUUUUGACGCCAGCCACGUCUCAGUCUAAUGUUGCAAUUGCACCAGCUGGAAUUGUCAGAGCUCCCGGGGUGACGGAGUUCCGUAGUAACAUUCUGGUUGGUCCAGCACAGCGAGCACCAAGUAGUCAACAAAGCCAGUCCACAGUCUCACAUCUCUUUCCUCCUAGUGUAGUCCAAGAUGUGUUGGUGAAAGGAGAGCACAUCCCUUCCCACUGUAGCAGUUCACAAGUUCCCUCACCUACACCUAGCCGGGACUGUCAAAAUUCAGGCCAGGCUUCCCCCUGCACCUCUGAGCAGAGCCCCAGUCCACAGUCUCCUCAGAACAGCUGCUCAGGAAAACCUGCCACUGACCCUGCUGUGGCUGCACUUAAGAAUCGAAGGAUGAGGCAUCUUUCAGAACAAAAACGAAGGUCUAAUAUCAAGAUUGGUUUCAGUGCUCUGAACAGCUUGGUGUCAGCCAACUCCAAGUCGAUCAGCCACGCCAUCACGCUCCAGAAGACAGUGGAAUACAUCGCCAAGCUGCAGCAGGAGAGGAGCCAGAUGCAGGAGGAGACCCGGCGGCUCCGGGAGGAAAUCGAGGAGCUGAACGCCACCAUCCUUUCUUGCCAGCAGCAGCUCCCUGCUACCGGGGUUCCCGUGACGCGGCAGAGGUUUGACCACAUGAGGAAGAUGUUUGAUGAGUACGUGAGAAGCAGGACCCUGCAGAACUGGAAGUUUUGGAUUUUCAGCAUUAUUAUAAAGCCAUUGUUUGAGUCCUUCAAUGGGAUGGUUUCCACAACAAGCUUUAAGGAUCUGAACGAAACUGCACUGGCCUGGUUGGAUCAGCACUGUUCUCUUCCUGUUCUGAGGCCAAUGGUGCUGAACACCCUGAGGCAGCUGAGCAGGAGCACCUCGAUCCUGUCGGACCCGCAGCGGCUGCCGGAGCAGGCGCGCGAGGCCGUGGCGAAGGUGAACAAGAGAGCUGGGGACACCUAA
Agelaius phoeniceus (red-winged blackbird) is the source of this 2757-nucleotide messenger RNA. It is a transcript of the gene MLXIP, whose product is annotated as MLX interacting protein. The record is from RefSeq and is a predicted model, not a curated record. Lineage: Eukaryota; Metazoa; Chordata; Aves; Passeriformes; Icteridae. Gene Ontology annotation, cellular component: nucleus. Gene Ontology annotation, biological process: regulation of transcription by RNA polymerase II. Gene Ontology annotation, molecular function: protein dimerization activity; DNA-binding transcription factor activity, RNA polymerase II-specific; RNA polymerase II cis-regulatory region sequence-specific DNA binding.